Molecule: messenger RNA, 1944 nt
Organism: Colletotrichum chrysophilum
Lineage: Eukaryota; Fungi; Ascomycota; Sordariomycetes; Glomerellales; Glomerellaceae
Exons: 1
Coding region: 1-1944 (647 amino acids)
Source: RefSeq, a predicted model, not a curated record
AUGUCCGCACCUCCAGUCCCCGCCGGCGCGACCCCUGCCGGGGCCGCCGCCGUCGACUUCAUGGCCCUCAACAAGAAGUACACCGAAGAGAAGGAGAAGCGCCUCCGCGCCGACGGCAACGGCCAGUACGUCGAGCUCGAGAAGGACGAGCGCUUCCGCAAGCUCGCCGAGGACCCAUGGGUCGACCACGCCAAGCUCAACGCGCAACCGCCCAACCUUAAGGACGGCGACGAGGUCAAGGUCGUCAUCCUCGGCGCAGGCUUCGGCGGCCUGCUGUACGCGAUCCGCUUCAUCCAGGCCGGCCUGCGGGCGGAGGACAUCCGCCUCGUCGACGUGGCCGGCGGGUUCGGUGGCACGUGGUACUGGAACCGCUACCCGGGCCUCAUGUGCGACAUUGAGAGCUACACGUACAUGCCGCUGCUCGAGGAGACUGGGUACGUCCCGAAGCACAGGUACUCGUACGGCCCGGAGCUGAUGGCGCACGCCGAGCGGAUGGCCGAGAUGUGGAACCUCACGGACAAGGGUGUGUUCCGGUCGCAGAUUAGGAGCUACGAGUGGGACGACGAGGCGAAGAGGUGGGAUGUCGUGGUUGAGCAGGGCCGCGGGCCCGGCGACGAGCCCGUCACGAUGAAGGUCCGCUCGCAGUUUGUGGUGCUGGCCAAUGGUGUGCUGAACCACCCCAAGUUGGCGAAGAAUCUGGAGGCGUUUGAGGGUGACAUGUUCCACACGGCGAGAUGGAACUAUGGUGUCACCGGCGGGCUGGGCACAGCGCCCGAGAACCCACAGCUCACCGGUCUGGAAGGCAAGCGAGUUGGAAUCAUUGGCACGGGUGCGACGGCUGUUCAAGUUGUGCCGCAGCUCGCCAAGUGGGCGAAGGAGCUUUACGUUUUCCAGAGGACGCCUUCGGCUGUUGAUGAGAGAGGGCAGAGGCCCACCGAUCCGGAGGAGUUCAAGACGAAGAUCGCAACUGGGAGAGGUUGGCAACGCAAGCGCACCGAGAACUUCAAUGAGUGGAUUACUGGAGGCGAGCCGGGAGAGAACCUUGUGAACGACGGCUGGACGACGCUGAAGGCGUACAAGGCCAUUAUUGGCGGACCUCACGACGCUCCGCUGAAGAUGGAGGACAUUCCUGGGCACCUUGGCAACAUGAUGGCUCUCGACACGCCCAGAUCUGAGAGACUUAGACAGCGGGUUGAGUCGAUCGUUGAGGACAAGAAAACGGCUGAGGGCCUGAAGGCGUGGUACCCGGGCUGGUGCAAGCGCCCGACAUUCCACGACGACUAUCUCCCGGCUUUCAACCUUCCUCACGUUCACCUAGUUGACACGGAGGGUAAAGGUGUAGACCACGCGACCAAAGACGGCCUCGUAGUCGGAGGAACAGAGUACCCCCUGGACGUCAUCGUCCUCGGCACAGGAUACAGACCGCCCGGCGAGAACAUGGCCGAGCCGUCGUCGCAGUCCAACAUGACCAUCAAGGGCCGCGGUGGACAGCUCAUCUCGGAGAAGUGGCUCACCAAGGGCCCGAGCACGCUGCACGGCGUCCUCACCAACGGCUUCCCGAACCUCUUCCUCACGGGCCCGAUGCAGAUGGGCGCGUCGUCCAACUUUGCCUACGUGACGGACAUCGCGGCGCAGCACUCGGCGUACAUCUUGGGCGAGGCGAUGAGGCGGGCCGGCAAGAGUACGGACAAGGUGGUGAUUGAGAGCACGGUGGACGGCGAGGAAGGCUACGCUGCGAAGAUCAUGAUGCACGCGGCGUGGUUCGCUGGAAUCGCGACCUGCACGCCGUCGUACAUCACCAACGAGGGUGAGCAGACCAAGCCGGAGGACCAGAUGAAAAAGAUGAGGGGCGCGCCGUUCCCCACGGGCAUGAACAACUAUACCAAGUUCCUGGAGGAGUGGCGUGCUGAAGGGUCGCUGAAGGGAGUUGAUAUCACUGCAUAG